Molecule: messenger RNA, 618 nt
Organism: Procambarus clarkii (red swamp crayfish)
Lineage: Eukaryota; Metazoa; Arthropoda; Malacostraca; Decapoda; Cambaridae
Product: cuticle protein 7-like
Cellular component (GO): extracellular matrix
Source: RefSeq, a predicted model, not a curated record
AUGGGCAGAGCCACCACCAGCAGCAUCACACCCUCCUCCGUCUUCACACCAACAACAACACCAACAGCGUCUCGUCAUGCAGCUGAUGAAGGUAAUGGCGGGUAUUACCGCGUCUUGGCACUAUCUGAAGGUUCAGUUCUCCCGGCUUGGGUUCCGGAGCAUCACUUUAUACUUAGAAUUCAGUUAACUGCAGAAGGCAUACAGGUUGCGGUGGCGGCUCUGGUGAUGGUGGUGGCGGCUGCCGCGGCCUUCCCUUCAGACCCCAACGAUGUCGAGCCCAAAGCCCUGCCUGGUUACAAAGACACUCCCAUCCCAUACAACUACGCCUACGGUGUCAAGGACGACUACGCCGGCACUGACUUCGGCCACAACGAGAACUCCGACGGCAGCGCGGUCAAGGGCUCCUACAAUGUUGUCCUCCCCGACGGUCGCAUCCAGACGGUGAGCUACGUGGCUGACCACUACAACGGGUACCAGGCCCAGGUGAGCUACAAGGGCGAGGCCCAGUACCCACACGAGUACGGUCCACCUGUCACCUUCAAGCCCCAGUACCAGCCCUCCUACCAGCCCUCAUACCAGCCUCAGCCCUCAUACAAUCCCCAGCCCUCAUACCAAUAA